CAGUCAGGAACUAGGAAAUUCUGACUUACCAGUUCAAAUGGAACGCACCGUAAAAUUCCUGCCCAUGAUGGAAUUGCACACAGUCAACACAGUAUUUUUGGCGCUCCUACAAAUAUGCCAAUUGAUUUCUAAUUUCAGGCAUCCACAGUCACGCAUAGGCACAGCCGUAGCUGUAUGAAAUUGUCCUCUUCACAAUCCAUUGUAAGGAACCCAGAAAGGUACAAAACCAGUCAAUUUCUAUCAUAACAAGGAAUAUGCUGAACCAGGACAUGAUUGGCAAAUGCAGGGCAAUUAGUGUAAUAAGGGUGCAUACUUCAUAGGAGACUGGGGAAUGUGUGCUUAAAUUCUCAUUUUGAAAGACCAAACCCUAGGAUUUCCUAGGCGGCUCCUCUGCUCCCAUUGGCUGGAGAGAGUCACAUGGGCAGGAUUGGGCACACCUCUGCUUAUAGCUGAGGUCCUCAGUGUACAUGAGAUUGUAGUGCACUCAUAGUGGGGAGACGUGUGGCAUUGGAAGACUCCGCAAUGGACAUGACAAACAUUUUCAAGCAUUUUUUUCGGAUCGGGAAGGUGAAGCGGAAACCCAGUGGGGGUGCGUCCUCCACCGCCGACCCUGACGUCAGCCCGGACAACGGCGAACGUUCCUUCCAGCUGAAUGCGCCGGCGCUGGUCAAGUUCCACUACGCGGCCGAGCGUGAGGAUGAGCUGUCGCUGGUCAAGGGCACGCGGGUCAUGGUCAUGGAGAAGUGCAGCGACGGCUGGUGGCGUGGCAGCUAUGGGGGGCACUGUGGCUGGUUCCCCUCCAACUACGUGACAGAGGACCUGGACUGCUCCCCGGAGGCGCCGUCUGUGUCGCUGACAGAGAAGCUGGCCAGCGCACUCCACGGCAGCUUCGAAGGUAGCGGCCGCACACUGGAUGUUGUCCAGGCCCUCUACCCCUUCAGCUCCGGCAACGACGAGGAGCUCACCUUUGAGAAGGGCGAGGUCAUGGACGUGCUGGAGAAGCCCGAGAACGACCCAGAGUGGUGGAAGUGCCGCAAGGCAGACGGCCGGGUCGGCCUCGUGCCCAAGAACUACGUGGCCGUGAGGCAGGACUCCCAUGAUUCACCCGAGGCCGCAGGGCCACCGCCACCUGAUUGCGACUACAUCGAGCCCGCCGCCACCGGCAGCUUCGCCGGCCAGCCGUGGUACUACGGCAAAGUGACACGGCAGCAGGCCGAGGUCGCCCUGAACCUCCGGGGUGGUGACGGCGACUUCCUCAUCAGGGACAGCGAAUCCUCCCCCCAUGACUUCUCCAUCUCCCUGAAAGCCCAGAGCAAGAACAAGCACUUCAAAGUGCAGCUCAAGGACGGCCUCUACUGCAUCGGCCAACGCAAGUUCAGCUCCAUGGAGGAGCUGGUGGAACACUACAAGAGGGCGCCCAUUUUCACGAGCGAGCAUGGCGACAAACUGUAUCUGGUGAAGGCGCUUUCCUCCUGAUUGCAUGGGCACCGUCCUUCUCGCAGCUCCACUCGGGCAUGAGAGUGGCGGGGUUCCUAUCUGCGAUGCCGAGGGGCGUCACCGUGGACGGACUGGACUAGACCCCUCAGUUUAAGCAGUUUUUGGGAUGUAUUAGCUCAGCUUAAACAGUAUCGAUAUUUCUUUUUUUUUUUUUAAAUCUUUAAUAUUUUUAUAAUAUUGUGGGCCAUUAGAAUGCAAUGUAUUAAAGUCUUCAGAAAGCUGUGCCAAGAAUCCUUUGUGAAUAUGCUGUGGGGGGUGGGGAUUCGGCAUCCCUCAAAUACUACUUCCUGUAAUGUAACUUGGCAAACCACACAUUCUCCUUUUUAAGUAUACAUAGAUCUUUAAAAACACAGUGACAUAGAUCAAUGGGGUCAUUCACUGACAGGAGAGCAGGGAGUCAGAUUGUUUCUCUCUGAAUGUGACCUGCAGUGCUGAUAUUCACAUGGUUCCCUCUGUGCACAUAAACACUGCAUAAUACAGGCAGGUUCCCAGACCAGUACCUUUUGUUAUAGGCUGAUGCCUGACCCAGAGCCUGGCUUGGCAGUGUCAUCAUUGGCUGUUUUUAUGACACCAGAGGGUGUGUUUGGUUUGUGGGCUGUAAAUUGGACAGAUUUUAAGUCUUUAAAUGUACCAUUAAAUGCCAUGUAUGGUUGUUUUAAGAAUAUGAACACUUCUGAACUGCUCCAGGGAAUUUUCUAGUACUACUAAUCAGCCUAAACUAGAUCCUGGUGCAGAGCUGUAACUGAAUUUGACCUGGCGUUGUCCUCUGCUGUUCCUGUCAGUGUGGCGGGGUGGUCUUUUGUUUGGUCUUCCUAGAUGCUGUUUUGGGGGAUUGGGCUUUUUAGGUGGCACCCUUGGGGCACAUGCUGAUUUUCCAGUUGCAAUUUUGUGUGGCAUUUCCUACUUUGGUUUGGGCUCUCUGGUGCCUUCUAAGCCCUCCUGUCAUGUGGUAUAUUUUUACAUCUUUAAUGUGCUGUUUACUGUGUUUGUUCUUCAAGGUCUGUCUCAGGAAUGUCCUCGAUUACGCACUCACUGCUCGAGUUGAGGCUAAUCACUCUGAGCCUGUUUCCUCUGGAUGAUGAGUCCAUGCUGGUCCAUUAUGGCUGCUGCAUUAGUUCCUGUUUUCAGGGUGAGAUGUCCAGGAAGGUGUAAGGUUCUCAUGUAGUCUGUUUGGCUGUCAGAUUGAUCUAAAACAUGGCUAUGGGUGGUUAUUUUUAGAGAGAGGCUGUUUAACCUUGUACAACCCCAGAGCAUGUCCAACAUGUGAAAAGAUCCACUCAGACUUGUCUGAGAACUUUGUCACAAUGACAUCUGCUUGAGUUGGUCUUCAGUCAAUAUGAGAAAUGAGGGUCCAGGUGUAUAGUUAUUACGCAGAAGGCCAGAGAGAUUAAGUGUAUGGGAGUAUAAAUUAUCAAAACAAUAUGAAAUGAAACCUCAAGUCCCUGACGUGACAAGCUUUUGCUGAAGGAUAUUUGGAUAUAUGUGUAAAUGGAUCCAUAAUCCCGAGGGAGAGACCGAUCGUGCCAUUGAAUCAUUCCUACCAUGUGCCUUACUUGUUUCUGACUCCGUCAAAGGUUUUGUUUAUCACACGCUUCUCUGUAACUCAUCUGUUUUCUGUCUGCUUUUUGCAGUGCUGGUUGUAAAUCUGUGACAUGCGUUUUCUGAAACCUUCUCCUUGAAGGGCCACUGUUUUGGUUGAAUAACUAAGGUUUGGGAGAAGGCCAAUUUACUUGAUAAACAUUUUCACCAUAAAAGCUAAAGAGUAUAUUCAACCUCAAGUGACCUUAAUGUACUGAAGUGUAAGUUCAUUGUGCUGUCAUGUGUAGCUAAUGAAUAAUUAUCUAGUUGGCUAAAUCAAGCUGUUCGCAAAUUCAGUGAUUUUCCAAUUCCUGAUGUUACUGCUGAGGACCAUACCGGUCCUUCUCACUCUGAGAUACAUUCUGUUUGGUUUCGUGUGUUCUGAGCCCUUCACGAUAGUUCUUCAUGGUGUUUUUCCAGGGCCUGAAUGCUUGGUUUGUGCAGUUUAUAUGCCUUGGUCUCUUUGGGAUAGAUCUCCCUACUGGCCCUGGGGGUCCUUGGAGCAGAUAAAUGGGGUUUACUGUGAAAACUCAAGGUUUUAUGAGUGUGGAGGGAGCAACAUGUGUAAUGUUAUAGAAUAUAUUUGACUCUUGCAAUAAAUUUACAUCUUAAAUGA
Messenger RNA from Paramormyrops kingsleyae, 3691 nucleotides. Its product is annotated as SH2/SH3 adapter protein NCK1-like. Gene Ontology annotation, cellular component: cytoplasm. Gene Ontology annotation, molecular function: ephrin receptor binding; receptor tyrosine kinase binding; signaling adaptor activity. Lineage: Eukaryota; Metazoa; Chordata; Actinopteri; Osteoglossiformes; Mormyridae. Gene Ontology annotation, biological process: positive regulation of translation in response to endoplasmic reticulum stress; positive regulation of endoplasmic reticulum stress-induced intrinsic apoptotic signaling pathway; negative regulation of endoplasmic reticulum stress-induced eIF2 alpha phosphorylation. The record is from RefSeq and is a predicted model, not a curated record.